Molecule: messenger RNA, 1206 nt
Organism: Ramularia collo-cygni
Lineage: Eukaryota; Fungi; Ascomycota; Dothideomycetes; Mycosphaerellales; Mycosphaerellaceae
Product: probable replication factor C subunit 3
Exons: 1
Coding region: 1-1206 (401 amino acids)
Biological process (GO): DNA-templated DNA replication; DNA repair
Cellular component (GO): Rad17 RFC-like complex; Ctf18 RFC-like complex; nucleus
Molecular function (GO): ATP hydrolysis activity; ATP binding; DNA binding
Source: RefSeq, a predicted model, not a curated record
AUGUCGGACUACGAAGAUGAAAUGGAUGUGGAUGCCCCCAUCCCCCCCAAGCCCUCCAACGACAUCACCUUCUCCUCCAACACCGACAACAAAGGCAAACGAAGUGCGGCCAACCUACCCAUCGAAGCCGAAGACACGCUGCCGUGGGUGGAAAAGUAUCGACCCAACUCCCUCGCCGAUGUCAGCGGACAUCAAGACAUCCUCUCGACCAUCAACAAAUUCGUCGACUCCAAUCGCCUGCCCCAUCUCCUCCUUUACGGGCCUCCGGGAACGGGCAAAACAUCGACCGUAUUGGCCCUCGCCCGUCGAAUCUAUGGCAACAAAAACAUGCGUCAGAUGGUGUUGGAAUUGAACGCCUCGGAUGAUCGCGGGAUUGAUGUCGUGCGGGAACAGAUCAAGACUUUUUCCUCCACCAAGCAAAUCUUCGCCGGAAGUUUCGACAAAUCCGCGCAACAGUCCACCAUCGCCAACUACAAACUCAUCAUCCUCGAUGAAGCGGACGCCAUGACGAGCACCGCACAAAUGGCCUUGCGACGCAUCAUGGAAAAGUACACGGCCAACACCCGCUUCUGCAUCAUUGCCAAUUACACCCACAAGCUCAGUCCCGCUCUGCUAUCAAGAUGCACCCGCUUUCGCUUCUCCCCUCUCAAAGAGAAGGAUAUUCGAGUCUUGGUGGAUAAAGUCAUCGCCGAGGAGACGGUCAACAUCGCUCCCGAUGCGGUUGAAAGUCUGGUGAGGCUGGCAAAGGGAGACAUGCGACGCGCGUUGAAUGUCUUGCAAGCGUGUCAUGCUUCAUCCACACCCCUCACCAUCCCCGGGGAAAAGGCACCCCCUACAGAUCAAAUCGUGCGGGAUCUCAUCACCAAUGAGACCAUCUACGACUGCAUCGCCGCGCCACAUCCCGGAGACAUUGCCACGAUUGUGCAGACGUUGUUGACGACCAGCAAUGUGGGGAGUUGUUUGGCCACCAUCACGACAUUGAAGAGAACCAAAGGAUUGGCCUUGGCUGACAUCUUGACCGCUUUGGGAGAGCAGUUGAGUGAGUUGGAAGUACCCGCACAGACGAGGGUGGCAUGGUUGGAGGGAUUGGCGGAUAUAGAGUAUCGACUGAGUGGAGGUGGAAGUGAGAAUUUGCAGACGGGUGGGUUAGUCGGGGUGGUGAGGAAUGGAGUUGGCAUGAUGGAAAAGGCCAAGGGGAAAGCGUGA